Hepatospora eriocheir is the source of this 2448-nucleotide messenger RNA. Lineage: Eukaryota; Fungi; Microsporidia; Hepatosporidae. The record is from the annotation of a GenBank genome assembly.
AUGAAGAGUGAUUACAACAAUUUAAGUGAAAUUUCAAAGACUUUAUUUAAGCAAGCAUUUAAACAGUUACUAGAACCAUCUGAGGGUACAAUAGAGAUAUUACAUGAGAGCGGAUAUGAACCAGCACUCUAUACACAUCUUUAUGAAAGGUUUGACCUCUAUAAGUUAUUAACUAAAUUAAGAGAAUAUAAUUUUAAACAAUCAAUAGCACCCUAUGCAAGAAAGAUACUUAUAGAUGCAAUAGUAUUAUCUUAUGAAGAUAAAAUACAGCUAGACCUCUAUUCUAUUUUACAUAACAAAGAGAUAAUUGAAGAUUUGUGUUCUAAAAACAAGUAUUUAGCACUUAAUAUUAUUUAUAGAUGUUCUGAUAUUAAUUCAUUAACUGCUGCCAUUAAAGGAUUUAUUAAGUUAACAGAACAUAAUAAAGAAUUGGGAAGAAUUUUAUUUGGUAUUAAAAAUAAUACGAGAGUAGGUGUGAUAAAUUCUUAUAAAUUAUGGUUUUUACAGACUUUAAGAUAUAAUUAUGAUUUAAAAGAGAUACUUGUAAAUGAUGAUUCAGAAUCAACAUGCUUUUUUAGAGAAUUUCUUAGAUUAAAUUACAGUGUUAAAGAAGACAUUGAUAAAGCAAAUCAGUUAUUUCAAUUAAUUAAAAAAUUAAUUAACAUUCCUGUUUAUAAAGAGUGUUACAUGGAGAUGAUUUAUAACUACUGUGAUCAAGACAGGGCUAAAAUUAAGUAUAAAAUUCAAGAAAAUGCUGAUGAUAAUUUUGCUAACUUUUUCUAUUUUACUAUGAAGAAUUUAAUAGAACCACUUCUCUGUAAAUUUGAUUUAUUUGAGAGUAAGUUGAAAACAUCAAAAUUUGUUAAGUUUUUAUUUGUUAAUUAUUUAAGAGUAACUCAAACAAUUAAAAAAUUACCAGUCAAAGAAAUAGGUGGAUAUCUUCUAUUUAUACUUCAUUACUUUUCAACUGAUAAGUUGAUAUUCAAAGAAAUAAAGAAUCAAAUGAAUAAUAUUAAGAGACAGUAUAAAUUUUUAUAUGAAAAUGAAAAUAUUGAUUAUAAAAAUAUUACUAAUGUUAAUGAUUUAGUAAAAGACUUUAAUUUUAUUGAUACAACACUUAAGUAUCUAAUUGAAACUAAUCAGAUUUAUAGUAAAUAUACAGAUGUAUUCUUUCAUUUGUUAUUUGUUAAUAGAAAUUUAUGUGAUGAUAUAAUUUCUAUUUUAUAUAAGAAAAGUACCUAUAAAAGUGAGAAUAUAAUUAAAAGUGAUUGUAUAUUGAGAAGAAUAUUAGCUAUUUAUGGCUGUAAUGAUAAUAAGAAUAAUUAUAAGUGCAAGCAACAGAUAUUAGAAAUAUUAGCAGAAUAUGAUUUUUCAGUGGAUAUUGACAGUUUGAGAUUAGCUAAUACAGUUAUUUCAGAUUUAUCAACAUUUUUUCAAGGAUCAUUAGAUAAUAAAGAAACGUACAUAAAAAUGUAUAAAGAGGUUAUUGAAUUAGAAAAUAAGUUACAUAGUGAUAAAAACUUUGAAUUAUCAGAACCUGAGGAUGAUAGAGAUGAAGAUUAUAGAGACUUUUUUUACGGUCAAAUACCUUUCAUAUCCAAUUUAUCAGAUAAAAUCUAUGAAAGGGAGAUUAAUAGAAUAAAUGUAGAAGAUCGAGUAUUAAUAACUAAUUUAGUUUAUAUUUAUAAACACCAGAAUGAUAAAUAUUUUAUAGCUCAAGAAUUACACACUAAAAUAAGUAGUAUGAAGAGAUAUUUAAAGGAAAUGAAGGGUUAUUCAUUAGCAUUUAAAUUUCAAUUAAGACUUCUUAAUAUAAUAGUUGAUAAAAAUAGAAAAUUAUUCUUAAAUAGGAAUGUAUUUCAUACUUUAAGUAGAACAAUUGAUUUUAUGAUAAAAAAACAACAAAAGUUUAAUAAUCUUGGUGAUGUAAUGGAAUUUAAUCCAAAGUAUAAAGAAUUAAAAAUAUAUGAGCUAAAUAGAUUGAAAUUUGAAAAGUAUCCAAAUGAAAAACUUUUCCCAUCAACACUUAAUAUGAAAUUAAAAAUAGUAGAAUUAUUAAGAAAGUUUAAAUCAUUUGUUAAACACUUAGAUAUUAAGUAUGAUGAGUUAGAAGCGUUUUAUAGUGAUAUUAAAAGUAAGAGUGAUACAAUAACACAAAAUGAUAUGAAAGAAAUAUUAGAGUGUUUAAAGAAUCAUAAAGAAGUAGAUGAAGAUUAUUUAUUAGACUGUCCAGAAGAAUAUUUAGAUUUAGUAACAGGAAUGUUAAUGAGAGAUCCAGUGAUAUUGAAAACAUCAAGACAAAUAAUUGAUAAAUCAACCUUUAAUCAAAUAAUGUUACAUGACAGAAUCGACCCAUUCAAUAGAGAAGAGAUGAAUGAAGACAGUUUUAUAGAGAAUAAAGAAUUGAAGGAAGAAAUAGAAAAAUACUUGAAGAAUAAAACAAAUUGA